AUGGCCACCACAGCCGUACAGGUGCCCGCCCGCGACCCAUGGUCAUCCGUGGACUUCGAAGCCAUCGAUAAAUGGCGCGUCAAAGCCAUCGAAAAAGCCGCGGCCCGAACCGCACCAUCGUCGUUGGAUCCAAGUGUUCAGGAAUUCCUCAAUCUCCUCAACAAAAAUCAGGACCUGGGGGCUCUGGCAAACAAAAUGCUCAGUGAAGUUCCCCCCACUCCGACAUACGAUUUCGACCCAACCGGCAAGUUCUGCCGCAUUACAGACUACAACCACAUGGUGCAAUGUCUUAACGAUAUUAUCCACAAGGCGCCACCCUGGGACCAUGAUGCUUACAAGGUCGGGCUCAUUGGCGUUCCAUUCAACGCGCUUUUCAAUUGGCCGCUGGCGACAGAGAGCGGAUAUAAGUUUUUCAAAGACGACAGGGUUAAUACCUGCUUGAAGAAGAUCCUAGAUGCACAUGGCGAAUACCUCAAAAGGGAGGCCUCCAAGGAAGUUCUCCCGGGGUGGUUCGAGGAAGAGCCGCUGCAGAUCAUGACCGAGAAAGCAUCCCCGUAUUGGCCCGACGGCAAAGAGAAGUCCUUCGAUAAAAUCUACGACUGUGUCUCAACCGAUAAAAAAUACAAGGGCUUCAAAACCUGGGAUGACUUCUUCACUCGUCAGUUCCGCGAGCCUGUUCGACCGGUCAAUCACGAGGACAAGAACCACGAUCCGCAGGAGCCGAGUAAGGCGGUUAUCACGAAUGCAUGCGAGUCAGUUGUCUACCGAUGCGAGGAGAACGUGCAGAGGAAAGAUCGCUUCUGGUUAAAGGGUCAGCCUUACUCACUAUCCGAUAUGCUGGACUUUGACGAGGACGUGGACAAAUUUGUUGGUGGCACCGUCUACCAAGCUUGGCUGGCCGCUGAGUGUUAUCAUCGCUGGCACUCCCCAGUAUCUGGCACCGUGGAGAAAGUCAAAAUAGUGCCAGGAACGUACUUCUCGGGGCUGCGAGAGUACGGUUUCCCUGAAGUGUCUGGAAACCGCAAUAUUCCUGAUCCCUCGGGCCCGAACCUGUCCCAACGAUAUAUCACAUCCGUAGCUACGCGGGCUCUUAUCUUUAUCAAGGCCGAUAAUCCCACUAUCGGACUCAUGUGUUUCAUUGCCGUUGGAAUGGAUGAAAUAUCCAGUUGUGAGGUCUUAGUAAAAAAAGGCCAGAGAAUCAUGAAGGGAGACCAGCUGGGUACAUUCCAUCUAGGAGGGUCCACACAUUGCUUGAUAUUCCGUCCAGAAGUCAAGCUGGAUUUUAACAGGGAUGCGCAACCGCCAUACAGUGACGUCGAGUUUGGCCAACAUACCAUUAUUCCAGUCAAUGCGUGGCUGGCUUACGCGGGAAGGGCCUGA
Aspergillus affinis is the source of this 1380-nucleotide messenger RNA. RefSeq names its product phosphatidylserine decarboxylase family protein. Gene Ontology annotation, molecular function: phosphatidylserine decarboxylase activity. Gene Ontology annotation, biological process: phosphatidylethanolamine biosynthetic process. Lineage: Eukaryota; Fungi; Ascomycota; Eurotiomycetes; Eurotiales; Aspergillaceae. Gene Ontology annotation, cellular component: mitochondrion. The record is from RefSeq and is a predicted model, not a curated record. The transcript has a single exon. The coding region runs from base 1 to 1380 and encodes 459 amino acids.